Molecule: messenger RNA, 447 nt
Organism: Gossypium raimondii (Peruvian cotton)
Lineage: Eukaryota; Viridiplantae; Streptophyta; Magnoliopsida; Malvales; Malvaceae
Exons: 1
Coding region: 1-447 (148 amino acids)
Source: RefSeq, a predicted model, not a curated record
AUGGGUGCAACACUGGUAAUGGCGGCGAGUCUCGCCAUUGUAUUAGGUAUUAUCCUAGUGUUUCUAGCAGAGCUCUAUUGUUUCCUCUGCCUACGCCGCCGUCAGCUCAAAUCUUCCGCCACCCCCCCCACCAAUACUACCACUACAGCUUCUUCUUCUUCUUCCCUUAGUAGUGUCUAUGCACAAGGAGUUCUUCAUGCACCAACCAACUUCCUCUUCCCUCAUCAAGAAGUCCUUGAAAUCCAAGCUCAAGAACCAAACAUAAUAAGUCCCCAUCAAAUUGGUAUCUUAUAUCCCACAUCUCCACCAUUCACUUCCUUUGUGAAUUCACCACCUUGCAAUGCAUCUCUAGGAAAUAACGGUGUGGAAGAUUUGGUUUACAUAUCGAAUCCUAUUUACGACAACGAUGCCGGAACCGGCAUGCCGGAAACUCCGUUCAUGGGAUGA